Molecule: messenger RNA, 789 nt
Organism: Chrysochloris asiatica (Cape golden mole)
Lineage: Eukaryota; Metazoa; Chordata; Mammalia; Afrosoricida; Chrysochloridae
Gene: TMEM106A
Product: transmembrane protein 106A
Exons: 7
Coding region: 1-789 (262 amino acids)
Source: RefSeq, a predicted model, not a curated record
AUGGAUGAGACUCUCUCCCAGCUGGACUCUCAGAAGGAUGAGAGCAAAUUGAUCCUGUCUUCGGACCCAGCCAUUGACAGCAAAACCACCAUCUACUCCAACACUGCAAGCAACACGUUCUUUAGUUCCUGUGUACCUUGUAAAAAGGCUUCUAAUAAUGGGGGCUUUGUGACUUGUCCCACCUGCCAGGGCAGUGGGGAGAUCCCCCGAGCCCUGGAGAAGCAGUUAGUGGCUCUCAUCCCCUACGGGGACCAGAGGCUGAAGCCUAGACACACGAAGCUGUUUGUAUUCCUGGCGGUGCUCAUCUGCUUCAUGACCUCCACCCUCAUCAUCUUUUUCCUAUUUCCCCGGUCCACCGUUGUGCAGUCUGCAGGCCUCAACUUUUCCACAGUGGCCCUUAAUGAAACUGGUAUCAGCCUCAACUUAACGAAUGUCUUGAAAAUCUCCAAUCACAAUUACUGUCCUAUCACGGUGACCCAGCUGGCCAUUGAGGUUCUACACCUCUCACUUGUCGUAGGACAGGUCUCCAAGAACCUCCUCUUGCCCAUCGGCCCUUUGGCCAGUGAACAGAUGUUUUAUGCAGUGGCUAGCAACAUUCGGGAUGAAAAUACAUACAAAAUCUGUACCUGGCAGAAAAUCAAAGUCCAUCAUGUGCUUUUAUACAUCCAGGGCACCUUGACCUAUUCCUACCUGAGCCAUUCAGAGCAGGUGGUUUUCCAGAGCUAUGAGUAUGUGGACUGCCGGGGAAACUCAUCGGUGCCCCACUUGCUGACCCCUCUCCCACCAUGA